Trichomycterus rosablanca is the source of this 2094-nucleotide messenger RNA. RefSeq names its product potassium voltage-gated channel, Shaw-related subfamily, member 3b (gene kcnc3b). Gene Ontology annotation, cellular component: dendrite membrane; postsynaptic membrane; axon terminus. Bases 1 to 1950 code for a protein of 649 amino acids. NCBI's taxonomy places the organism in Eukaryota, Metazoa, Chordata, Actinopteri, Siluriformes, Trichomycteridae. The record is from RefSeq and is a predicted model, not a curated record. The transcript has 4 exons. Gene Ontology annotation, biological process: protein homooligomerization; potassium ion transmembrane transport. Gene Ontology annotation, molecular function: delayed rectifier potassium channel activity; protein binding.
AUGCUCAGCUCGGUGUGUGUAUCGUCGUUUCGAGGGCGCAAGGCGGGCAACCAGUCGUCGAACAAGGCAUGUGCGAGCGCCGACAUGCUGUGCCCGGCGGACAACGAGCGCAUCGUCAUCAACUGCGGCGGCGUGCGGCACGAGACCUACCGGAGCACGCUGCGCACGCUGCCGGGCACGCGCCUGGCAUGGCUCACAGAGACCGACGCCCCCACCAACUUCGACUACGACUCGUCCUCCGACGAGUUCUUCUUUGACCGUCACCCGGCCGUGUUCGCCUUCGUGCUUAACUAUUACCGCACGGGCAAGCUGCACUGCCCAGGGGACGUGUGCGGACCGCUGUUUGAGGAGGAAUUGGCAUUCUGGGGCAUCGACGAGACGGACGUGGAGGCGUGCUGUUGGAUGAACUACAGGCAGCACCGGGAUGCUGAAGAGGCACUGGACAGCUUUGAGACCCCUGAGCCGGACCCGCCGGACGAUGAUGUGGGACUCGCGGGAGGUGCUGACGGGGACCUGAAGCACCUUUGUAUACACGAGGAUAAUCGCAAAGUGGGUUGGUGGCGCGUCUGGCAACCUAGAAUCUGGGCGCUCUUUGACGACCCCUACUCGUCCAAAUACGCACGGUAUGUAGCAUUCGGGUCGCUGCUCUUCAUCCUCAUCUCCAUCUCCACGUUCUGCAUGGAGACGCAUGAGGUGUUCAACACUAUCUACAACCGGACAGAGAACGUGACCGUAGGCAACGUGACCCGUGAAGAGAUCACCUACGAGGUGGUGACGGACAGCUGGCUGACUUACGUGGAGGGCGUGUGCGUCAUAUGGUUCACUUUUGAGGUCCUCAUGCGUGUUAUCUUCUGCCCGGACAAGGCUGAAUUCUUUAAAAGCACACUGAACAUUAUCGACUUUGUGGCCAUUUUGCCGUUCUAUCUGGAGGUGGGUCUGAGUGGCCUCUCGUCCAAAGCGGCCAGGGACGUCCUGGGCUUCCUGCGCGUGGUCCGCUUCGUUCGGAUCCUGAGGAUCUUCAAGCUGACGCGCCAUUUCGUAGGACUUCGCGUGCUGGGUCAUACGCUCCGAGCUAGCACCAACGAAUUCCUGCUGCUUAUUAUUUUCCUUGCGCUCGGGGUGCUAAUCUUCGCCACUAUGAUCUACUACGCGGAGAGGAUUGGUGCCAGUCCCGAUGACCCUACAGGCAGCAACCACACAAAAUUCAAGAAUAUUCCCAUCGGCUUCUGGUGGGCUGUGGUCACCAUGACAACACUGGGAUACGGUGACAUGUGUCCAGAGACGUGGUCUGGCAUGUUGGUUGGUGCUUUGUGCGCUCUUGCAGGUGUGCUUACCAUCGCCAUGCCUGUUCCGGUCAUCGUCAACAACUUCGGCAUGUACUAUUCACUGGCUAUGGCCAAACAGAAGCUGCCCAAGAAAAAGAAUAAGCACAUUCCACGGGCCCCGCAGCCUGGCUCGCCGAAUUACUGCAAGCCUGACGCCCUGGCCAUGGCCACCGCCUCGCCACAGAGGAUCAUGGGUAACGUGCUGGGCAGGGUAAUUGGCCCGGGUGGACUCACUGGAGACUGUCCGCUUGCUCAGGAGGAGAACAUAGAAAUAAACAGAGACUCGAAGCAGAACGGUGACGCAUCCAGCGCAGCCCUGGCGAACGAGGACUGUCCCACCAUAGACCAGGUACUGAGUCCAGACGAGCGCAGCCCAAUGGGACUCACACGAGAGCGCUACCAGCAGGACCGAGCCUGCUUCUUGCUCAACACUCGCGAAUUCAGGCCAGCCGACACGAACGUCCGGAAAGCCACGGCCUACGAGAAAUCUCGCAGUUUGAACAACAUAUCGGGAAUGACGGGGUCAUCGCUGCGUUUGACUCCUCUCACCAGCACUCCAUUUGACCCCUACGAGGCCCCAGUAACCCUACGCCGCUGUCGCUCGCCCAUUCCUUCCAUUUUGUAAAGCAAAUAAUAAAACGCUAGACCUCAGGACAGAAAAACAAGAGGAGCAGAUAGUGCAGAGUGUGUGUGUAAAAGAAGAGGACAUGGACACACACUCAGUGUCUAGCUGGAACAGACAUCAAUAACCACCAAUAAUGAAUCUAAA